UUGUUACCAUCAACUACAACAGAAGGAGGAGGCGGAGGAGGGGAACGGUCCACAGGAGCAUCACUGUGGUCGGACAAACCCAACCGUAAAGCCAUGUACGGGUUCAUCAACAGCUGCCUCCAGUCUCUGGUGGUGGACCGGUUUGGUCUGGAGGUCUGGGACCAGAUCAGCUCUGCCCCAGGAGUCCAGGACACGUUUAUGACCUACACUGUAUAUGAUGACGUCCUGACCCUGGACCUGGUGAAGGAGGUCUGUUCUCUGUUGGAUGUUCCUGCUGAUACGGUUCUAAAACUGUUCGGAGAACAUUUCUUCAGUUUCUGUAAACAGGCCGGUUACGACACCAUGCUGCGAACACUGGGGGGAACUCUGGUGGAGUUCAUCGGGAAUCUGGACGCGCUCCACAGUUACCUGGCCCUGUCCUAUCAGGAAAUGAAUGCACCAUCUUUCCGUGUGGAGACGGCAGAGGACGGGACGAUGCUGCUCCACUACUACUCGGACAGGAAGGGUCUGCAUCAUAUUGUACCAGGUAUCAUAGAGGCAGUCGCCAAAGACUUUUUUGACAUUAAAGUGAAUAUGACAGUUCUCAGUCAGUCUGAGGAAGACGAGAGGACGGGGAAGAAGGAACAUGUCGUCUUCCGGGUAAAACUGAUCAACCAACCGAACGAGCUCGGAGUUCACAUCCACCCAUUCACAUCCACUCUAAUCAGGGAGGAAGAAUAUUUCAGAAGAAUGAGGGAUAAACGUAUGUCGCUGCCUGUGCAGAAGAACGGCUGGGACCUGAUCAGGGAGGUGGUUCUGUCAGAAAAAGGCAGUUUCCAGGGCACCUUCACUCCAUGUUACCCUGACAAACUGUGGAUAGAGGAGAAAGCUUUCUGUAAUGCCUUUCCCUUUCAUAUCGUCUUUGACAGAAACCUAAAGGUCAGGCAGACGGGGGUGAACUUACAAAAGUUUAUCCCAGGUCUCCUGACUGAAGAUGCUACGAUGGACCAGUACUUUGCUAUUAUUCACCCUCAGGUGACUUUUACCAUCGAGAGCAUCAGGAAAUUCAUCAACAGUCAGUUUAUCCUAAAGAGCUACAAAGACACAAGCAGUCCAAUGAAGUUACGAGGUCAAAUGUUGUGGAUGGACUCUUUUGACUGCAUGUUGUACCUGUGUUCUCCAAAACUACGAAGCCUCCAGGAACUACAAGAUGUUGGUCUUCAUCUGGCUGAUCUGGCCCAGCACGACGUUACAAGGGACCUCGUUCUCCUCAACCAGCAACGGCUAGCUGAGAUGGAACUCACAAACCAACUAGAACGGAAGAAAGAAGAACUUCGAAUCCUGUCUCGUUAUCUUGAAGCUGAGAAGCAGAAGACAGAGAUGCUUCUUUAUGCGAUGCUUCCUCGUCACAUAGCCAAUCAGCUCAAAGACGGACAGAGUGUGGAGGCGGGAGAGUUUGAGAUAUGCACCAUUUUGUUCAGCGACGUGGUAACCUUCACCAACAUCUGCGCUGCCUGUGAACCCAUCCACAUCGUACACAUGCUCAACUCCAUGUACUCAAAAUUUGACCGACUCACCAAUAUACACGACAUCUACAAGGUGGAGACUAUCGGUGAUGCCUACAUGGUGGUGGGUGGUGUUCCAGUCCCUACACCUACCCAUGCUAACAGAGUGGCAAACUUCGCUUUAGGAAUGAGGAUAGCGGCCAGAGAAGUCACCAACCCAGUAACUGGAAAACCAAUACAGAUCCGUGUGGGUCUCCAUACCGGUCCAGUGUUAGCGGGGGUGGUGGGGCAGAAGAUGCCCCGGUACUGCCUGUUUGGAGACACCGUCAACACUGCAUCCAGGAUGGAGAGUCACGGACUUCCUGACUACAUCCACCUCAGCACGACCACGUACAAUGCGUUGAAGGACGGAGGCUUCCACAUACAGGAACGUGGGCAGAUCGAGGUGAAGGGUAAAGGUCACAUGACCACCUACUUUCUGUUGGGGAACCCUCUGGUCUCGGACGACGCCAUAAUGGGACAGAACCAAGGCAUGGACGACAUUUACAAUCAGAGCACAAAUGAUACUGUCGGAGUCCCUGUGGGUGAAGGGGACACACCAUCAGAUGACGGUCCAACUCCAGAGUCCAGCGCCGUUAAUCCGGUUCCUCCGUUCGCCUGGGACAUCACCCCGCCGUACCAGACCGACCCAAACCGCCACCACGCAUCCGCCAAUGAUUCCAACAGUCGACUGUGCGUUCUACUCUGAGCGCGAACCACAGCAGCCUCUGGUUUAGACCCACGGUUUGACUUGUACCGUCCUACAGCUGCACCCAAGACUUCAUAUUUAAAAGUCAAAUCAGGGACAAGAAGUGUGACGGCUAGAAUAUUCUACAUGACGCUUGAAUCUGUUUAUAACACACGCCCAUGGGUUUAUCGUAUGGUUUCCUCUUAACCCUUUACGGCCUAAAUUUAUUCACAAUUAUAUAAAAAAAAAUGUUAUUUGUGUUGUUGCUGUGAUGCAGAUGAUAAAUUAAGUGUAUAUUACUAAUUUAAUUAUAACACAUACAAUAUGAUGUAAA
Molecule: messenger RNA, 2545 nt
Organism: Sphaeramia orbicularis (orbiculate cardinalfish)
Lineage: Eukaryota; Metazoa; Chordata; Actinopteri; Kurtiformes; Apogonidae
Gene: gucy1b2
Product: guanylate cyclase 1, soluble, beta 2
Exons: 17
Coding region: 94-2232 (712 amino acids)
Biological process (GO): cGMP biosynthetic process; response to oxygen levels
Cellular component (GO): guanylate cyclase complex, soluble
Molecular function (GO): heme binding; guanylate cyclase activity
Source: RefSeq, a predicted model, not a curated record